Messenger RNA from Symbiodinium natans, 390 nucleotides. The record is from the annotation of a GenBank genome assembly. NCBI's taxonomy places the organism in Eukaryota, Dinophyceae, Suessiales, Symbiodiniaceae.
AUGAGCAAUGAGUGUAGGGACACAUGCGAAGCCAUGUUUGGGGGUGUUGGAUCGAUCAUGCAUGGGUCUUGCCGCUGCGAAGCCAAAGUCGAUGGCGAAUACACGCCUUGUUGCGACACUAAGCUCUGCCCUACGACAACGCCAAUGGCAACAACAAGAAAGGCGAUGGUGACAUGCUACUCGCUCCCAUCCGCAGAUGACUGCAGGCAGGCUUGUGAGGAUGAGUAUGGCGCCCGCAGUUCGAUUGUCUUCAAGCAUCGCGAAACAUGCUACUCGCUAGUUGCGGACAAGUCAUGUUGCGACGGCAUAGACGGAGCCGGAGCGCGUGCCCUCAGCGUCCUUCCAGCGUCCAUCAUGUCAAUUUCGCUGUUAGUGGCACGUUUUUUUUGA